UGCCUUCAAUGGUUCUGUUUUGGUAAUCUACCACCCCUUUGUCUUGCUAUUCAAAAGCCGCAUAUCAACUACCAUGUCCCUCAAUCUGGAGAAGCAGUUGCUCUUUUAUGGUGCAUAUCACCACAAUGCUGUCAACGUGGGCAUACACAUUGCCUGUGUGCCGGUCAUCAUGUUGACCUUCUUUGUUCUUCUCUCUAAUACACCCUCGGUACCUCUCCCUCCGUGGCUCUCAAUACCAAAUCUCCCAUUGAACAUCACAACUGUUGGAGGCGUGCUAUAUUCGACUUUGUAUGUCCUUAUGGAGCCUGUCGCAGGGGGCCUUUAUGCGCCCAUAAUCAUCGGAGGAACUGCAUGGGCCAACCACCUCACCGCAACUUACGGAGCCUCGGCGAACUACUGGGCAGGGGGGAUAAACUUUGUGUGCUGGAUUGCUCAAUUUGUCGGUCACGGAAAGUUCGAGAAGAGAGCACCUGCACUCCUUGACAAUCUGGUGCAGGCGCUUUUUCUUGCACCUUUCUUUGUCUGGUUCGAAAUCUUGUUCUUCCUCGGAUACCGCCCGGAUCUCAAGCGUCGUGUUGAUGAAUCUGUUGAGCAGGAGAUCAAGAAACUCAACACUAAAUAGGGCAAGGAACGGCACUUUUCAGGCCAAUGCUGAGUUCUGUCCACAUUCACGACGCCAUCAUCGAAGCAAAAGAUUCGAGUUGGCGUAGGGUUUUUAUACGAACGAUUCUGGAAGAUUUGUAGCUUCCACACCGGCUCCAAUGGGAAGAGAAAGAUCAUCUGAGCCUAGGUAUGCUUGUAGCUUCAAGUGUGCUAUGGUAGUAAGGAGACAAGAGGCGGCUUUAUAAGACGGAGGGGAGAUGUUGAUCUAGAGCAUGUUUUUAUACCAUCGUACAUAGGUUGGACACAUCGGAUUUCACAGUUGCAAUGACUGGAGAUUCGUGUCCAUGGGAAAUGCAGGUUCAAGAAUGCAACGUGUUUCUGAACCGGGUCAGAGGGAUUAGAUGGAUGUAGAGUAGGGGCAUUACUGUACCGUAAUCAUUUGUUGGCUUUGCUGAGAAUUUAUGAAGCUAGUAAAUACACAUACUGUUCACGCACC
Aaosphaeria arxii CBS 175.79 is the source of this 1099-nucleotide messenger RNA. Its product is annotated as DUF962-domain-containing protein. The coding region runs from base 74 to 622 and encodes 182 amino acids. Gene Ontology annotation, biological process: sphingoid catabolic process. The transcript has 4 exons. Lineage: Eukaryota; Fungi; Ascomycota; Dothideomycetes; Pleosporales. The record is from RefSeq and is a predicted model, not a curated record. Gene Ontology annotation, cellular component: endoplasmic reticulum.